This is a messenger RNA of Plodia interpunctella (Indianmeal moth), 7923 nucleotides long. RefSeq lists its product as uncharacterized. Gene Ontology annotation, molecular function: transmitter-gated monoatomic ion channel activity involved in regulation of postsynaptic membrane potential; glutamate receptor activity. Gene Ontology annotation, biological process: monoatomic ion transport; modulation of chemical synaptic transmission; synaptic transmission, glutamatergic. Gene Ontology annotation, cellular component: postsynaptic density membrane; plasma membrane. Bases 227 to 5857 code for a protein of 1876 amino acids. The record is from RefSeq and is a predicted model, not a curated record. Lineage: Eukaryota; Metazoa; Arthropoda; Insecta; Lepidoptera; Pyralidae. The transcript is spliced from 34 exons.
UUCUGACGCGGUGUCGCGCGCGCCGCCAUCGCGAUUCCUAUCUAAACCAAACUAAACAGCGUAAUCGGGCUAGUCUGGACGUUUAUUGCGUUACGUUUACGUCCAAAAACAUUAUAAACCAGAUAAUCACAAUGCCGGUAACGUAAACUAAUUAACGUUUAUCGCUUGUUAAAAUGAUUGAACCUGUGGUGAAUCUUAAAGUGUUUAUGUGAGUUUUUAAUUUAAAAUGAGAUUGUUAGUAUUAGUGUUGGUCGCAUUGGCAAAAUGUGUUGCAACCUAUGAGGGACAGAAGAUCGGAGGAAUACUUUACGAAGAUGCAGUGGACAUGAAAGCGGCGUUCGCCGUGAGCGCGGAAAAGUAUAACUUGGAAUAUUCCAUAAAGGAAGUGUCGCAGAGAGGCGAUAUUCUUCAAAUUACGAAAUAUGUCUGCGAACUUGCUGAGGAAGGUGUUGUAGGAAUAAUAGACGGGAUUGGAGGGCGCGCCAGCGAGAACAUCCAAGCUCUGUGCGACCUGAUGGAGUUGCCUCAUGUGGUCGUGCAGCACAACGACUGGUAUACCAAGAGCUGGUUCAUGCUUAACAUGUAUCCCAGUCCGGAAAGUUACAAUAUGGUAUUAGAAGAAAUGGUAAAACUGAAAGAUUGGAACAAUUUCACGUUGUUGUACGUGAGGGGUCACAGUUUGAUGAGUAUGACCAACCUGAUGAUGAUGGGCAACCACAGCGAGACCUACACUGUGAGCGUCCGGGAACUUGGAGGAAAAGACUACAGGGAUGUGUUAAUCAACGCCAAAAAGAACGGCUACGUAAACUUUGUGGUCGACUGUCCAUCAAAAUACCUGGAACAGUUGUUGAAACACGCGCAGCAGGUCGGCCUGAUGGCGGACGAGCAUUCCUACAUCAUCAUGUCACCAGAUCUGUUCACACUGGACCUGAGCCGGUAUAGGUACGGGGGAGUUAAUAUGACAGGGUUUCGAUUAUUAGAUUUAACAUUCAACGAAAUGCUAUGGGAAUUCACAGACAGUUUGAACAACAAUACAGGAAAUGAGGCACUCGCUGAAGAAAUAAGGACAAAUGUGAUGCUGAUCCACGAUGCUCUGCUUGUGUUUAAUGCAUCCUUGAAGAAGGUCAAUGUCACUUCUAGUAAAUUGAGCUGUGGUGAUUCCAAUGCGUGGGAGCAUGGCUCUUCCUUGUUGAAUUUUAUGAGAACUAAUAAAAUUGAAGGCCUCACUCGAACGCUAGCGUUCGAUGGAUUUGGGAGGAGGACUGAUGUCAAGUUCGAUAUUCUGGAGUUAACUUCUGCUGGUAACCAAACGGUUGGAUUGUGCAUUUCAAAUUCAUUAGUAAUGGAUAGACCUUAUUCGCCCACUUCAGAUAUUGAUCAAGAGUCAAUACUAAGAAAUAAAACAUUGAGAGUUUUAAUUGCUUUGACCAAACCUUUCGCUUACAUAGUAAAUUCGCCACAUCAAUUAGAAGGUAAUGAUCGAUAUGAAGGUUUUGCUAUAGACCUGAUUGAGAAACUGUCAGAAAAGUUAGGAUUCAAUUACAAUUUCGAUGAAGAAUCUGACUACGGAUCGUAUGACCCCGUCAAAGGGUGGUCUGGAAUGUCUUUGCAAAUUAUAGAAGAGAAAGCAGACCUCGCCAUCUGCGAUCUGACCAUAACAGCGGAACGGCAGACUGGCAUAGACUUCUCCACUCCAUUCAUGACACUAGGCAUAGGAAUCCUCUACAAGCAGCCCAGCAAACAGCCCCCAGAAAUGUUCUCCUUUAUGGCCGUAUUUUCCAAAGAGGUGUGGUACUACAUGCUGCUCAUCCAAUUAGGGUUGGGUAUCAUCAUGAUCUUCGUGGGUCGGAUCUCGCAUAGAGAAUGGACGAACAUCAACCCAUGUGUGGAACAACCCGAAGAAUUGACCAACCAGUUCAGCUUCGCUAACUCUGUCUGGCUAAUCAUCGGCUCUGUCAUGCAACAGGGAUCCGAAAUUGCUCCUAUUGCCUUAGCUCCUCGUAUGAUAACCAGUGUAUGGUGGUUUUUCACAAUGAUCAUGGUGGCAUCAUACGUUGGAACUCUGGUGGCCUUCCUCACGGUGGAGAAAAAUGUUAUGCCAUUCGAAAACGUGCAGGAGUUGUAUGACCGCCAGAAUAUUCCUUACGGAGCCAAGAAGAAAGGUUCCACAAGACAAUUUUUUGAGAAAGCCACAGAUCCAACCUAUCAGAAAAUGUACCAAAAAAUGAGUUCAAAAGGCUGGCUCUUGGAGAAUAAUGAUAUAGGAGUAGACAUGACUGAAAAUUCCUCGUGGGCAUUUUUCAUGGAGUCAUCGUCUAUAGAGUACUACAAGGAGAGACACUGCGACUUGCUUCAAGUUGGUGGCUUAUUAGACUCCAAAAGUUACGGAAUUGGAAUGAAGAAAAAGUCGCCAUACAAGAAGUAUAUUGACGAAGCGCUGUUGCAACUGAAAGAACAAGGGGUUAUCCAGAAAUUAAAAGACCUUUGGUGGAAAGAGAAAAGAGGAGGUGGUAAAUGCGGGGAAAAAAGCAAUGAGGAGCAGAAGCAACUGGGCAUGAAGAACAUGUUGGGCGCGUUCGUUGUGCUCGGCGUCGGCAGCUUCAUAGGACUGUUUGUGUCUAUACUGGACAUGCUGUGGGGAGUCUUCAAGAGAUCCGUCAAGUAUAAUACAACCUUCAGAUACGAGCUAGUCGAAGAACUGAAAUUCGCGCUGAAAUUCAGUGGCGACGUGAAGCCGGUGAAGCGGCCACAGAAGACCAUUGAAGAGAAUGCCCAAGUGCUGGCCGAGACCGAAGGGAAGGACGAAGUGCGGUCCCUUCGCUCCAUCAAGUCUGGGAGAUCAACAGCUUCCAGAAGGACUUGUACGUCACACAGUUCCCGACAUUCAAAGCAUUCUCUCUCACCUCUCAGUAUUGCUUUUGCCAAAAGACGCCAGUACUCCAACACCGAAAUUAUAUCGAAUAUUCCAGACCAUGAACAUUUCAAAACGAUUUCGAAUUCAAAUAACAAGACAACUGACAUUAUGAUAAUGUUUUUAUUUUACGUGUGCCUGAAGCUUUGUUUGUUUCAAGUAAGAGGAGACAAAACGAUAGGUGGAGUCUUUGAUAAUGUUGGAUUUUUGCAAGAAGCUGCAUUAAAUGUUGCCAUCGCAACAGUUUCCGCGGACCAAGAAAACAAAUUUACUGCAAAAGUGAUAUUGACUCCACCCGGGGAUCUCGUAGAAGCAGAAGAUGCUGUUUGUUCACUCUUUGAGAAUACAGUGUUUGGAGUCUUUGGACCGAGGAGCAAACAAUUAAUAAAACAUGUACAAAAUAUUGUCGAUUAUUUGGAAGUGCCCCACAUUGUGAUAGACCCCAUAGAAUCACAGACUACUAAUUGGUCCAUAAUUAAUUUAUACCCACAUCAUCUUGCAUAUUCACAGGUUUUCAGGGACAUUAUUGAAAUUAAAAGUUGGACCGAAUUUACGAUUAUAUACGAAGGCACAGAACUUUUGCCGUUUCUAGAUAAUAUACUUACUAUGCAAGAUUUGGAAUCAGGGGACCAUAUCGUGAUAAAUGUUGUUCAGCUGCCAGACGGCGAUGACUUCAGACCGCAACUAAAAACGAUCAAGGCCUCAGGAUCAUUGAAUUAUCUUGUGAUUUGUAAAAACGACAAGAUGCCAGAGUUUCUAGAGCAAGCUCAGCAAAUUGGAAUAAUGUCAGACGAACAUAGUUAUCUAAUUAUGAAUCCUGACUUUCAAACAUUUCAAACAGAUAAUUAUAAACAUGGAGGAUCGAAUAUUACUGGGAUACGGUUUUUUGACCCAAGCACAGACGACAUUCAAACCUUUAUAAAGUUGGCUAACGAAAAAGUGGCAGAACUGACAGAAGGUCAAGUUACGAAUGCUAUUGUAGACAAUGCGUUGACAUUGGACAUAGCUCUGCUUCAUGAUGCUGUCAUUCUUUUCACUGCUGCAGUCGACGCGCUGGGAAUUGAAGAGGGCGCUAAUGUCACUUGUGACACUGAUGAUAGCUGGAACUUUGGUUCCUCUAUUGUUAAUAUGAUGAAAUCUUUAGAAAUCGAUGGAUUAACCGGUCGUGUAAGAUUCGAUGAAGAAGGUUUCAGAUCAAAUUUUGAAAUUGAUAUUAUAGAACUACAAACUCAUGGGUUUGAAAACGUAGCAACAUGGAGUACCGAAGAUGGCUACGAGGAUACAAGAAUAGUAAUUCCACCUGUCGAGUUGGCAGGAUCAGAUUCAAUGAAAGGGAAACACUUUGUCAUACUUACCGCACUAAGUGCUCCGUAUGGGAUGCUCAAGGAAUCUACAAAUAAACUGGAAGGAAACGAUAGAUAUGAGGGUUUCGGAAUUGAAUUGAUUGAAGAACUAGCGAUAAUGAAUGAGUUCAAUUACACCUUUGAAAUACAGGAAGAUGGUGUUUAUGGCAAGUAUAAUCCUGACACUGGAUCGUGGACAGGCAUGAUGGAGAAAGUUAUGGACGGGAGAGUAGACUUUGCCAUCACUGAUUUGACCAUCACAUCCGCUCGACAGAAAGCGGUAGAUUUCACAAGUCCUUUCAUGAACUUGGGCAUAUCCAUAUUGUACAAGAAGCCUACAAAACAACCGCCGGAUUUGUUUUCAUUUAUUUCUCCAUUUUCUCUAGAAGUCUGGCAAUAUUUAGCUGGAGCCUAUGUGGGAGUUUCCGUACUAUUAUUCGUAUUAGGAAGAAUGGCCCCAGAUGAAUGGCAGAACCCGUAUCCAUGUAUCGAGGAGCCAGAAACCCUGGACAAUCAAUUCUCUAUGGCGAAUUCGUUUUGGUUCACGCUUGGCAGUGUGCUCACUCAAGGAUCGGAAAUUGCACCAAUAGCUGUAUCCACACGUAUGGCAGGCAGUAUGUGGUGGUUCUUCACCCUGAUCAUGGUGUCGUCGUACACCGCCAACCUCGCUGCCUUCCUCACUGUUGAGUCCAAGUUCUACGCCAUCAAGAGUGUCACCGACCUAGCAAGCAACCCCUACUCCAUCACUUAUGGUGCAAAGAAGAACGGUGCUACUUUAAGUUUUUUUCAGGAAUCUGAUAAUCUGCUUUACCAGAAAAUGGCUAAAUAUAUGGAGGACCAUCCCGAACUCAUGCCUUCUACUAACGAUGCUGGUCUCGAGAGAGUGAAGUCAGACGACGAAAAUUAUGCAUUUCUUAUGGAAUCAACAUCCAUCGAGUAUAUGGUUGAAAGAAAUUGUGACGUAGCACAAGUCGGGGGAUUAUUGGAUAGUAAAGGAUAUGGAAUAGCAAUGAAAAAAAAUUCCCAGUACCGCCAGCCGAUGAGUGAAUCAAUACUCCAGAUGCAAGAAGAUGGCAGAUUGACAAGGAUGAAGAAUAAGUGGUGGAAGGAAAAAAGAGGAGGUGGUGUUUGUGCGGACGAUGACGCAGGCAGCGGCGAUGCCCAACCGUUGGUGUUAGCUAACGUCGGUGGUGUCUUCAUUGUAUUAGCUGCAGGCUCUGGCCUGGCCGUCGUGUGUGCCUUCCUCGAGAUGACGAUCGAUGUCUGGCUCAUAUCUCGGAAAUUUGAGAUUUCAUUCAAAGACGAGAUGAUUGCAGAAUUGAAGUUUAUAUUCACUUCCUCUGGCGACGUGAAACCCGUCCGACAUCGAGAACCUUCCGGAAGUGGUUCAGGGGGUUCUAAAAAGGAUAACAGAGAAGAAAACCCUGAAGAUCCAGAAGCUCUUGGUUUUGAACGAAUCAAUGAAGAUACUCUUGAUCCAGCACCUACACCCAGGUCCGAAAGGUCGACACAUUCGCAUCAUACGCUACAUAGUCGAAGACAAAGCAACGCAGUGCAAAUGGCAAAAAUGAGGAAGUUUAGCAACCGUAGUGCUCGAUUGUAAAAAAGAUUAUUAGAUUAUUUAUUUAUUUUAUGAUAUUUUACAUAUGAACGACAAUGUCUUGAUUAGUGUGACUGGGUAAAUGGUUGAUGAGAAAAUUUAACCAAAGGAAUGUACAAAUCUAUGUACAAAUCCUAUUUCUCUCGUCUGAGUGUAUUACAAGAAUGAAGUUUCGAAGACAAGUACGCCACAAAGCGUCAGAAUAAUCCACUUACUUGACCUAAUUGGACUCUCAUAUUAUUUGAUAUAUUACUUUACGACGGCUGCAAUUUUUUAUCUUUUAUACCAGGAACAGUAGCUGCAGACAUGUUUUCAGUAACUUAUACAGUAUGUACUUAUUAGUGUAGGUACUUAUAUUAAGAGCUAUCAACUCUUAAUAUAAGUACCUACAUGUAUGGCGGUAAAAUAUUCCAGAAUUCUCCUUGAUAUAUAUGCUACUCUUGUUUCACGUUCAUAACCCGAGUUGCCAGUUAAUUAGAUCCCCGUGAGAAAUGUUCUCCUGUCACCAACCAAUAUGUCCGCAGUGAAGAGGGUUGAUUGAGUGGCGGAGGCUGCGGCCUCAGAGGGCUAUCAUUGACUCCUUUGUGAUUUGGACGGCGGCUAUUGGUGUCGUCACUUUUAUGGCGAGUUAAGGAAAUGUCAGGAACUAGCCAUUUCGGUUAAGGAUCUUCAUGACGAGACACAAAAACUUUUAUGAUCUGUUUCACCACUUCCUGAUAAAAUAAUAUAUUUGUGGCUAUCCUUACUUCCAAAGGAAGAAGAAGGGAGCUCUAUUAAUCUAACGAGAUUGGUAUGUAAAUAAUCCUUAUAUAUUUUAAUACAAAGUCUUCUGCUGCGUAUGCCUGUCUGUUCGCGAUAAACUCAAAAAAUACUGGACGUAUUUCACGUGGUAUGCACCAAUAGAUAGUAGAAUUCUAGAGGAAGAUGUAUGUGUAUAAUGUAUUUACCAGAGCGAAGUCAGGACGGGCAUAUAGUAAUUUGUAUUUCUUUAUAUUUUUAAUGUCACAUUAGCACAAUCACGUUAGGCUUUUCUAUAAGCAUCGCGAAGCAUAUUCUGAUAGAUAAACAAACUUCUAGAUAAAUACAAUUUUUAACGCUAUCUGUUCGUUAUGUUAAGUACAUAUAAUGUACCAAAUACUGUAUCAGCAUGUGGUUAACAGGAUUAUAUUGUUGGAGCAGUCCUGUGUCUGCCAAAGUAUGAUAUGCAUAUGUCUACAUUUAUGUCAAAUAUUCAAUGCCGAAUUAGUAAAGAAUUUAAAUAACAAAAAUAAAAAAAAUAAUGUGCAAAUUUAAAGAGUUUUAAAGUAGUUUUUAAUUACAUCCCAGAGCCAUCUCUAUCAAUCCUUUAUAACAAACUUUUCAUUAUUUCGGUCCUCCGUUUCAGAACUCCGCGGCCCGUCUGAGGCAAAUAUUGUGUAGUGUUUCAAAGAGAAAACGGUAGAGGGCGCUUGCUUAUUCGCUUGUUGGUUGUGUCCAGCCAGGCCCCUUUGUUACGGAUAUAUACUACUGUACCGUAUACAUACGUUAUUAUACGUUGCGUCAACGUAGUACGAUACGGCUCCUUUAUGCUGCGUUGUUUUCAGGUUUAACACUGACGUGCGUUGACAUACGUCGAAUCUCCAUACCAUGGAAUUAGUAGGUACAAUGUAGUACUUACUAAAUCCAUGCUCCAUCCAGUUUUUGCGUUGACGAACGUCAAAACAACGGAACGUGAUUGAGUAAUAGGGCCGCGCUCUAGGUUAUUUAUUUUCAGAAAAAACAUUAAACAUAUGUCAAAACAAAGCUUUAGUUUCUUGUGUUUGUUAUCAUUUUAAUAUUUCUUUACAAUGAAACUAUAGAAAGAAACCUAGGCAUUAAAUUUCCUAUGUACGGUGUAUAAUUAAUUUAAAUUAUCUUAUAAUUAUAAACCGUAAAAAAAUAGCUGAAGCAAAGGUACUUAUUAGCAUUCAUUGGACAAGAAAGUAUUAAAACUUCUUGACCUUCUAAAACAUUCGCCCGGCCUUCAUCAAAGAAGUAAUCCUUCCUUUCAAGUUAAAAAAGUCAGCAUCUUUUUUGUCUUUAAUGUAAAU